Messenger RNA from Acaulospora colombiana, 480 nucleotides. The record is from the annotation of a GenBank genome assembly. Lineage: Eukaryota; Fungi; Glomeromycota; Glomeromycetes; Diversisporales; Acaulosporaceae.
AUGUCUACCACUUCCAACGAGACUAGUUUCACCGUCCUUGCCGGAUACAAGGGCUUCAUGAAUGGCACGGUCAACGCGGCAAACAACCAGCGCGCUACCCUGACCAUCAAGCGUUCCGAUGGACAGACCGAAUCCAUGGCCACCUUCGAGGGCUCUGGCGUGAGGAAGAACAUGGCGAACGUCCAGAACAGGGUGGAGUAUUGGUCUUUCGGUCCGUAUAGCGGACAGCGCACGGCCACUAUCAAGAUUGAAUACGAGACCAGCGGAUCUUUCAAGCCUUCCAAGACCGUGAUUCUUCCUCAGCCAACCAACGGUCUCAACUCCAUAAAACAAGCCAAGUACAGCAAGCACCGCUUACCAUCGGUCUCUACCACUAGUAGAACAGUGAGCGUCGCCGUGCAUCGAAUUCCACCACUCUUAGGCUUACCAGAGCGAAGUGUCGCGUCGCCCGCUAUUGGCUUACCUAACCACGAGCAGUGA